Molecule: messenger RNA, 3974 nt
Organism: Cuculus canorus (common cuckoo)
Lineage: Eukaryota; Metazoa; Chordata; Aves; Cuculiformes; Cuculidae
Product: acyl-coenzyme A thioesterase 1-like
Exons: 3
Coding region: 59-1360 (433 amino acids)
Biological process (GO): acyl-CoA metabolic process; fatty acid metabolic process
Molecular function (GO): fatty acyl-CoA hydrolase activity
Source: RefSeq, a predicted model, not a curated record
GGCCGGGGCGGCGGCGGUGUCUCCGCGCGGGCGCUGCCAUCGCCCGUGUCUCCGCAGCAUGUGGCGCGUGGCGCGGUCGGCCCGGCCGCUGUGGCUGGUCCCGGGGCGGGGCGCGGCGUCGGUGUCGGUGUCGCCCGCGGCCGGGCUGGCGGACGAGCGGGUGGAGACGCGCGUGUCGGGGCUGGGCGCGGGGCAGGCGGUGACGCUGCGCGCGGUGGCGGCCGACGAUGGCGGGCGGCUCUUCCAGUCGUGCGCGCACUACUGGGCCGACGGGCUCGGGCGGCUCCACCUGGGCACGCAGCCCUCGCGCGGCGGCGACUACACCGGCGUGGAGCCCAUGGGGCUGUUCUGGAGCUUGGCCCCCGCCGCCAUGGAGAGCCCGUACCGCCGCCUGGUGCCCCGCAGCACCCGCGCCCCCAUGAAGGUGGAGGUGUUGGUGCACCAGGGCCACAGCGCGCCCCGCGCCAUCCCCGGGCCGGUGGUGGCCAAGGCACUGGUGGAGAGGUGGUUCGCGGCCCCCGGCGUGCGCAGGAUCCGGCUGAAGGAGGGAGGCGUCAGGGGGUCCCUGUUCCUGCCGCCGGGGGAUGGCCCCUUUCCUGGAGUGAUUGACAUGUAUGGUGAUGAAGGAGGUUUGAUUGAAUUUAGAUCCAGUCUCCUGGCUAGCCAUGGUUUUGCUGCUCUUUCUCUGCCAUAUUUUGACUUUGAAGAUCUGCCUAAGGUCAUGAAGGAAUUAAAACUCGAGUACUUUGAGGAGGCAGCUAGAUUCCUACAGCGUCACCCGAAGGUGAAGGGACCAGGAGUUGGAGUGAUCGGGACUGGGAAAGGGGCAGAAUUAGCACUCUCCAUGAUCACCUUCCUGCCAGAAGUAGUGGCUGCUGUUUGUAUCUCCGGCUGUAGCUCAAACACAGUUGCAGACCUCCAUUAUGGUGAGAUGACUCUGCCUGGGCUGCGUUUUGAUAUGAGUAAGGUCAAUGUUUCCGAUGACGGUGUAUUUGACACUUUUGAAGCUCUGGAUGACCCAACAAAUCCUGCUAAUUCUCCUUGCACGAUCCCCAUUGAAAAAGCAGAAGGUCACUUUCUCUUAGUGGUAGGGGAAGAUGAUCGUGUGUGGAAGAGCCCCUUGUAUGCUGAGCUGGCUAUCAGGCGUCUACGGCAGCAUGGUAAAGAAAACUUUGAACUCUUGAGUUAUCCAGGAGCAGGUCACCGAAUUGAUCCUCCUUCUACUCCAUUUUGUCAGGCAGCUGUGGAUCGUGUGCUGGGGGUGCCUGUUCGGGGGGGUGGAGAGAGUAAAGCACAUGCCCAUGCACAGAUACACUCCUGGGGCAAGAUUCAGGAGUUUCUGCACUUGCAUUUGGGAUGAUCAUUUAAGCACCUGCAAGAUGUUGCAGAACUGCAGGGGACUGAGCUUGUGCCACCACAAUGACUGGUGAACUGGAGGGACUGACUGAGAAAAGCUUUGAAAUAUGGAAUAACCAAAUGACUUCUUAAGCUACAAGCAUAAAUCCAAAAAGAAAGGAUCCGUAAAACACUUAACAUUUAAAAGUUAGCUGGUUAAGCCAGUGAGACCUUUUUAAAACUUGUAGCCCAUAUAGUUUACAAAAAAAAAAAAAAACAGACCAAAGGUUUUUUUGCCCAUAGUGCUUCUGUGUUAAGAGUUUACUCUACAUCAUCCAAGUGGAAUUUCUAUUGCUAAAGCAAGUCAAAUGGCCCCUGUGCACUUAGUUUUGUCAUCAGGGAGAUUCUGAAGAGUCCAUGUCACCCAACAUGAUUGCUCUACCACAGGGCAACUCAUCACACUCACAGACAAACAGUUUAGUACACUGAUUAUUUGCUACUUUAAUUCCCUUACCUGUGCCAGUGCCUGGAUGCUUGUUUUUAUAUCAUCACUAGCUACUUGUGAAAUGACAAAGUUGAUAACAGAAGCUGUGCUGCUGUGCAUAUCAAAGUGCGGGGGGACAGCACGAGUGCACAUUGCCAGCUCAUAUCGAGCUCAUUGACCAGCAAGGACAGGCUGAGAGAGUUGGGCUUGUUCAGCCUGGAGAAGGCUCCAAGGAGACCUUAUUGCGACCUUCCAGUACCUGAAGGGGCUACAGGAAAGCUGGAGAGGGGCUAUUCAUAAAGGCUUGUGUGGAUUGGACCAGGGGGAACGGGUAUAAACUGGAGAGGGGCAGAUUUAGACUAGACAUUAGGAAGAAUUUCUUCAGUAUGAGCGUGGUGAGACAGUGGCACAGAUUGCCCAGGGAGGUUGUGGUUUCUUUCCAAAGUCUUCAUCAGAUUAAUCAAUUCCCUUAGCAAUGUGGAAAAUAGUAUUGCCACUGUUCUCCCUACUAAUGUUUCACUAAUGCAACAAGCCUACUCAAGGGAGACUCAAUCUGAAUGCUGAUACCAAUUCAACAGAUUGCUCAUCUUUGGAAGGUAGAAAGACACCAAAAGUAAAAAACAAGGUUAUACCACUUUAAAAUCUGAUCCUUUAAGCAUCUCCGAUUUUAUACAAAAUGCUAUACAUAGGCAAAUUUCAUAUUCCAUCAACUGUUAUCACGCUAUUUGCAAAACAAAGCAAUUUCAAGUACUUCACAAUUGCCCAGUUCAUGAUGUUCUUUCCCAUAUGUGCGCUGCUUUGAGUUUUUGGAUUUUGUCCCCUCCAUGAUUAAAGUGAACAUCUUGGUGGCUGGAUAGAUAAGACACAUCUUGUUCAGAAUGGCACAUACAUCCCUGUGGAAGAUAUCUUUUGGUUCCCCUACCUAGCUGGAAAAGGGGAAAACACACAGAUUUUAAACAGUCUCAUAAUACUGUCACAGUUAGUCUAAACAACAUCAGGAAAGUUAGAAUUACUCUCGAUGCAAAAAUCUUUUUUGGUAAAUGGCUUUUAAAGACAAAUAUGCAAUAUAGAAUCAGAGAAUCAUUUAGGUUGGAAACGACGUUUAAGAUCACUGAGUCCAACCAUUAACUUAGCACGGCCAAAUUCACCACUAAACCACGUCCCUAAAGCAGCACAUCAUCUACCCAUCUCAAAUACCUCUAGGGAUGGUGACUCAAUCAUUUCUCUAGGCGGGCUGUUCAAGUGCUUGACAACACUUUUGGUAAGGACCUUUCUCCUCAUAUCCAAUCUAAGCCUCCCCUGGUACAACCAGAGUAGAGCAGUGUCUCCCCUAACCUUAUUCUGUUACCACUCCAGUACCAACACCUCUGUCUCACACUCCAGUCCUACCUCAGCACAUCCACUGCUAUGCAAGAGUGCAAGCUGGAAGUUCAAGAGGUAAAUGUUAUGUUGUAAAUAAAACCAGGUGGCUUAAAAGUCCUCAGAUUUUGUUUCUAAAGCACAAGCCUUUAAAUAAUUAAGCACUGAAUGUUGUCAGAUAUAUGCAAUUUGAAAGAGAAGUAAAACUUUAUUAAAAAGCAAGACUGUGAAAGAAUUUGAUGUUAUAGUUUUAUUUCUGAAUAGUUCAUUUGUUUGGAAAGCUGGAUGGUAUUUUGAAACAAAGAAGGGAGAAGAAGUAAAAGGAAUGUGAUUUUGCUAUGAAGAUCAUUUUCUGUACAGGUCAGGAUGUUCCUGGCCAGAGUAAUUCCCAAAAUGAUCUGUAGAAAGCCAGCCAACUUUUGCACUAGUAUUUUGUAUGUUCACAGUCCCACUUGGAGACCAAAGAUGCAUAGAGUAGAAUCAUAAAAUGGUUCGGGUUGGAAGGGAGCUUAAAGAUCAUCCGUUCCAACCCCCCUGCCGUAGGCAGGGAUACCUCCCACCAGGCCAGGCUGCCCAAGGCCCCAUCCAACCUGGCCUUGAACACCUCCAGGGAUGGGGCAUCCUCAGCUUCCCUGGGCAACCUGUGCCAGUGUCUCACCACUCUCAUCAUGAAAAAUUUCUCCAUGGAAUCACUGAAUGGUUUGCAGACCUCUGCAGGUAACUCCGCAGCUGUUCCUUGGGGCAUCCGUUACGCUGAACGCCUGGUCACGGCUGUCGCUGAAGCCGCGUUAGUGGU